Molecule: messenger RNA, 743 nt
Organism: Psylliodes chrysocephalus
Lineage: Eukaryota; Metazoa; Arthropoda; Insecta; Coleoptera; Chrysomelidae
Source: the annotation of a GenBank genome assembly
CAAUUAGUCAUUUUUUAACCUUGUUCAAAUAUUCUUUAAACGUUUACUGUUAACUGGUUUACGGUUAGACUUGCAGUCCUAAACUGUAACAAAAAUUUAAUCCCGACUAUGUUUGAUUGUUUGAUUAGGUCAAUUUGAAUCAUGUACAUAGAUUAUUGUCCGAGUGUUAUCUUUGCAUUUCUGUGGCACAUUUUAUGUUGCGAUUGUCAAAUACUUACGUCUCCCAAUUUUUUUAAGCCAAGGUUUAUCACUGGAACUACAAAUGGGAUUUACGUAGCAGUUGUUUUUCCAAUAGACUUACCUGGUCGAGAAGCUUAUCUAGGUUGGUUUUUCGAAGCUAUCCAUAGUUUACCUUCUAAUCAAACGGAAUAUGCGUAUCCUCCUGAGUAUCAACGGAAAAUUGAAAUACUCGACAGAAAAUAUGUGUACGAUGUUGUGGAAAGUAAAAUAAAAUCGAAAGGGUUUCCUGGAAAGGCCUGUAUACUGAGAACAAUUUGUGAAGUUGCGAUGUAUUCAAUACAACAUUCGAACGGCAUAUUUGGAGAUAUUUUGCACUUAUUGUUAUCACCAUCAAUGUCCACAAAUUUUGACUUACCUUUGGAUUACCUGAAUGCAGAAUUGUUUGGCAAGCAAAACAGCAAUUGUGAAAAAUAUUUUAAAACUUGCAACAUUAGUUUAUUACAAUUAUUUAGUAAAUUACGCGUGUAAAAUUGAAUAUAUCAAUUUACUUUUAUAAGACUGAC